GGUCCCACUAAACAACUGUGUGGACAGGACUGUAAACGACGCGGCUGGGAUUGGAACAAGAGUCCGCAGGCACCGCCAGGGGCUUGACACUCACGGAAGGGAAGCUGUUCAACGCUGGACUCGCCUCUGCUAUGGCAAAAAUCAUUUUGAGGCACCUCAUAGCGACCCCAGUGCGCUAUCAGGAGGAGUUUGAAGCUCGAGGCUUGGAAGACUGCAGGCUGGAUCAUGCGCUCUAUGCGCUGCCGGGGCCAACCAUCGAGGACCUGAGGAAAACCAGAGGCACGCCCCAGGCCCUUGAGGAGGACUCAGCCUCCACCGAGAUGCCACCCGGACAAGGCAAAUCCCGCUUCCAGAUCUUGCUGGAUGUGGUCCAGUUCCUGCCCGAGGACAUCAUCAUCCAAACCUUCGAAGGCUGGCUGCUGAUCAAAGCGCAGCACGGAACCAGAAUGGACGAGCACGGGUUUAUAUCCCGGAGUUUCACCCGACAGUACAAACUGCCAGAUGGUGUCCAAACCAAAGAUUUGUCUGCCAUCCUCUGUCACGAUGGGAUCUUGGUGGUGGAAGUAAAGGAUCCAGUCGGGACCAAGUAAAAUUGGUUCUUGUUCACACUGCAGGAUGAGAUGAAAGACAGCGGCAUGUGCGGAUGUCUAACUUUUGAGAUGCUUUGCUGUAACCUUUAUGAGGAU
Molecule: messenger RNA, 686 nt
Organism: Microtus oregoni (creeping vole)
Lineage: Eukaryota; Metazoa; Chordata; Mammalia; Rodentia; Cricetidae
Gene: Hspb3
Product: heat shock protein family B (small) member 3
Exons: 1
Coding region: 132-590 (152 amino acids)
Cellular component (GO): cytoplasm; nuclear speck
Source: RefSeq, a predicted model, not a curated record